This is a messenger RNA of Acaulospora colombiana, 300 nucleotides long. The record is from the annotation of a GenBank genome assembly. NCBI's taxonomy places the organism in Eukaryota, Fungi, Glomeromycota, Glomeromycetes, Diversisporales, Acaulosporaceae.
AUGAUUGAAAGUGUAGAGAUGUUCUUUUAUGCUUCCUUUGAUCGUGCCUCUGCAGUUAAUAAUAAGAACGAAUCAGACUUAAAUGAAAAGAUUCAGAAGAAUCGAAAAAUUCCCAAUGCAGAUCAGGAUCGGAAGGCCUUGUAUUUGGAGAGGGUAACGAUGGAAUUAAUUGAAGAGAUAAUAUUCCCACUUGUUAAUUCGCGAAACUAUCCACCUAUUGAGAAAUAUAAUAGUGAAAUAGAAACAAGGAUUAUGAAAACCAGUAACAUAAUUUUACUGCAUAUCGAGGAUGGUGAUUGA